Molecule: messenger RNA, 1755 nt
Organism: Cetraspora pellucida
Lineage: Eukaryota; Fungi; Glomeromycota; Glomeromycetes; Diversisporales; Gigasporaceae
Source: the annotation of a GenBank genome assembly
AUGGCCCCCAAUAGGAAGAAACUUUUUAAUCGACAUAUUGCGAAUAUUGAAGACGAACUUAUUGACUUGCUUGGUCCAUCUGUUAAGAAGUUGGAAAAAUUUGUCAAUGAUGAUGAGAAUGAACAACUAGAAGCAGAAGAAAAAGAAAUUCAUGAGAACUGGAUGAUUUUAGCAGAAAUGGGCCCGAAUGCAAUUGUAGAUAAUUCUUCUGAUCUUGGCUUAAGAAAUAUUGACCGGAAUUAUAACUGGACUAAAGAUGUAAAGCAACAUUAUCCAAAUCUUAAUCUUGCCGAUGUGGACACAUUUGUGUGGCAAGCUUGUAAUGAAGCUAAUAGUACUAAAACUUUAGAUGCCAAUACCAUAGAUUACCAAACCUUAAAUGAAAUUCAAAUGAAGAUAUUUAAGCGAUUUGAGUUCCAUUAUAAUAGCAUUAUUAUAGAUAGUAAUACUAUACCCUUAAGAGUCAUAAUUAUGGGAACAGCAGGGACAGGUAAGUCAUACUUGAUUAAUGCAAUUCAGCAAAGACUUCAAGAGAUAGCAAAGAGAAAUAGAAUAGAUAGCUCCCCUGUAAUCGUGCUUGCACCAACUGGAGUUGCAGCAUUCAAUAUUCAUGGAACAACUAUCCAUUCAGCACUUUCUCUUCCAGUAAAUUGCAAUAAUUUUGAUAUAAAUGGUGAAUGUUUAAAGCAGCUACAAAAAAAAUUAAAUGGUGUGAAAUAUAUAAUAAUCGAUGAGAAAAGUAUGGUUAGACACCGCAUGCUUACAUUAAUUGACAUGCGGUUACGUCAAGCCUUUCCUGAAAAUCAGAAUCAACCAUUUGGUAGUCAAUUGGUCAUAUUAGUUGGUGAUUUUGGUCAGCUCCCACCAGUGCUUGAUAAACCUAUGUAUGCACAAGACCAUUGCCAUGACCUAUUGUCAAACGAUGGUAUUGCAUCAUAUAGGCAGUUUCAGGAGGUUUACCAACUUGACAUUGUUCAAUGUCAGGCUGGUGAUUCAGAGGAACAGUGCCGCUUUAGAAACAUUUUACUACAGUUGCGUGAUGGUGACUCUACUAUUGAGGAUUGGAAUAUGCUUAGCAUACACUUUAAAGGUUCACCAAGUGUAUUGCCAAUGGAUAUUGAACAGUUUUCUAAUAUUACUUGUAUUCUGCCUCUAAAGAGUGAAGUUAAUGAAAUUAAUAUUAACAAGUUAAGAUUAUUAAAUAAUCCCAUCACCAGGAUACAUGCUGUUCAUACUGGUGGUAUUGAAGCAUUCAAGGCUGAUUUGGAUGUUGCAAAAGGUCUUAAAUCACAAAUUUUAUUAGCUAGAGGUGCUCGUGUUAUGCUUAGAGCAAACUUGUGUGUAGAAUUAGGGUUAGUCAACGGUGCAAUAGGAACAGUUCACAAUAUACUGUUUGAAAAAGAUCAGGGCCUGCCUUCACUUCCUGUUGCAGUUUUUGUAGAAUUUGAUGAUUACAAUGGUUCUGCAUUUGUAUCCACAGCAGGAACAUGCUCACGUUUACAGAUUCCCCUCAACCUUGCCUGGGCUAUCACAGUACAUAAGGGCCAAGGACUUACUCUGGCAAAUGCUAUGAUUAAUCUUGGAAAAAAAGAAUUUGCCUCUGGUCUUUCCUUUGUGGCUAUAUCUCGAGUCUAUACUCUAAAUAAUAUUCUUUUUGAUCCUUUUUCAUUUGAAAGGCUUCAAAGAAUUAAACAAUGUAAGAGAAUACAAGAGCGAAAAGAUGAAGAAAGACGAUUAAUCUCUAUGAUAACUUAA